AUGGGCACCAAGGGCAAAGUUAUUAAAUGCAAAGCAGCUAUCGCCUGGAAAGCAAACAAGCCCCUCAGCGUUGAAGAGGUUGAGGGAGCUCCCCUCAAGGCUCAUGAAGUUCGAAUUCAGAUAAUCGCCACCACCUUGUGCCAUACUGAUGCCCAUGUCAUCCACCCUCAAUUUGAGGGGUUUUUCCCAGUGAUCCUUGGCCAUGAGGCUGCAGGAAUUGUGGAAAGUGUUGGGCCAGGAGUGACCAACUUCAAACCAGGUGACAAAGUAAUUCCACUCUAUACACCUCAAUGUGGAAAAUGCAAGUUCUGUCUGAGUUCACACACAAAUUUUUGUGGAAAAAUCAAGCAUUUCAAAAAUCCUGUGGGUGAUCAAAAAUUAAUGGAAGACAAAACUAGCAGGUUUACCUGCAGAGGAAGACUUUACCAUUUCAUGGGAACCAGUACCUUCAGUCAGUACACUGUAGUGUCAGAUGUUAACCUUGCCAAUGUUGAUGAUGAUGCCAAUUUAGAGAGAGUUUUUGGAUGUGCAUUUUCAACUGGCUAUGGUGCUGUAGUCAACAUUGCCAAGGUCACACCUGGCUCUACAUGUGCCAUCUUUGGCCUAGGAGGUGUCAGUCUUUCAGCUGUAAUCAGUUAUAAAGCAGCAGGAGCUUCCAGAAUCAUAGUUAUUGACAUCAAAAGUGAGAAGUUUACAAAGGCCAGAGCCCUUGGAGCCACCGACUGCCUCAAUCCUAGAGACCUAGAUAAACCCAUUCAGGAGGUCAUCGUUGAAAUGACCAAUGGAGGUGUGGAUUUUGCCUUUGAGUGUAUAGGUGGAGCUAAAAUCAUGCACGCAGCCUUAAGCAGCAAAACAGUAGGUUGGGGGGUAUGUAUCAUUGGAGUAAACGUUGGUGACAACGGAUUGAGUGUUUCUGCAGUGGAGCUAAUAAUGAUGGGCCGUACUCUAAAUGGAACAAGCUUUGGUGGUUGGAAAGGUAUCGAUUCUGUCCCAAAGCUGGCUGCUGACUACAAGAAUAAGAAAUUCGAUCUGGAUGCACUGAUGUCCCAUACCCGCUUUGACAAAGUUAAUGAGGCAUUUGACCUAAUGUACCAAAGAAAAAGCAUUAGGACAGUCCUGCUCUUUUGA
Messenger RNA from Lipotes vexillifer (Yangtze River dolphin), 1128 nucleotides. Its product is annotated as alcohol dehydrogenase 4. NCBI's taxonomy places the organism in Eukaryota, Metazoa, Chordata, Mammalia, Artiodactyla, Lipotidae. Gene Ontology annotation, molecular function: zinc ion binding; S-(hydroxymethyl)glutathione dehydrogenase [NAD(P)+] activity; alcohol dehydrogenase (NAD+) activity. Gene Ontology annotation, cellular component: cytosol. Gene Ontology annotation, biological process: formaldehyde catabolic process. The record is from RefSeq and is a predicted model, not a curated record.